Alnus glutinosa is the source of this 904-nucleotide messenger RNA. RefSeq lists its product as uncharacterized. Gene Ontology annotation, molecular function: ubiquitin protein ligase activity. Bases 78 to 788 code for a protein of 236 amino acids. NCBI's taxonomy places the organism in Eukaryota, Viridiplantae, Streptophyta, Magnoliopsida, Fagales, Betulaceae. The transcript has a single exon. Gene Ontology annotation, cellular component: cytoplasm. Gene Ontology annotation, biological process: protein ubiquitination. The record is from RefSeq and is a predicted model, not a curated record.
UCCUUAGCGACGAAUCUCAAUCAAUUUGUUAAGAGUUGAGACCAGCCUUCUGCUUUCCCUUUUCUCUUUAGAAUUUGAUGGCAAGCAACAACAUAACCAGUAUUCCAGUAGCAUUUGACAUCGAACCCGACGGCAGUUCCUCCUCGUCGGCAGAUGAUUUGUUGGUCAACAUGCUCGUGGUGCAUCCGGACCACCCAGAAGAGGAGGAGAGCAUGAAAGCGUUCUGCGUGCCGCGCAUGCUGUUAUCCUCUGAGGAAUCCUCAACCGACGUCGUACCAAAGUUGCUUUCUCACACAACCCUCCCGGAGUUGUUUCACAAGCAUCCUUCAUUCAUCAAACAUGUCUCGGAGUACGUUUGUUCGCUGCCUAGCAGCACGCACACCUUGUAUGUCUACCAUGUGGUCGCGGACGCGGAUCCAGAGGCGCGGCAGUACUACUUUUGGGAUUACUUUUUUUCCGCGGACAAGCUGAGUCGUAGGUACGAUAUAAUUUACACGGCGUACAUGUCAGAGCAUUGGUUGGGAUUUCCCAGCGGAAGGAUAUUGCCACUCAAUUUGGACGAUGAAGAGCAGUCACAGAACGAAAGGAAUAGGCCGUCAUUGGAAUCUACAGUAGAAGCGCUAAAGGAGGUUCAAAUUGAUCAAGAGGCUGUUGAGUGUGCCAUCUGCUUACAGGGCCUUUUGGUUGCUGCUAAAUUGCCAUGCUCACACGUCUACCAUCGAAGCUGCGUAGUUGAGUGGUUUGUUAAGAGCGAUUCAUGCCCCAUGUGUCGCCGCCCGGUUGUCUAAUUCAAUUGCAGGCAGAAAAAUCUGGUGUGAUUGGUCAUGGAUCCUAGUAGUUAGCUAUUAAUUUGUUCUAGAGAUAUGGUGUAAAUAAUAUUUUUGAAAUUUGAGAUUUGUUACUU